CUCUGAGUUACGCUGAGAUUGUUGUGUAGCUAGUGCUAAACCAAAUUCUCUGUGGCAGCAGAUAAUGCCUUUAACAUUGUUCUUGCGAAUACAUGCUCCUAAUACCUUUUUACACUCAUCUACAGACCAAGUCUUGUCUGGAUGGAUCUCAUAUUUCUGAGUUAGUUUUUUUCUAACUUUCUCAGUGAUUAUUAGGUUCAUUUGUUCCCCUAACAGUGUUUUGAAUUCACUAUCUGACCACAAUGGAGUCGCAAGACCAUCCUUUUCUGUUGUUGGAAUCAGCCUAGUAUUCCUUCUAACCAUUUUGUGAGUUUCUUUGUUACCACACAAUCAAAAAACACUAAAACUUAUCUGAUCAACAGAGGGUACACUUGUUAACACAGCUUAACUAUUGUUAACUUUCCAAAUUACCAACACUUCACACUUAACUUCCCUGCCUACAAGAACAGAGGAUAAACCAAAAUUAUUAGCAUGAAAUGCUAACCUUCUCUGUGAAAAGAGGAUAAACCAAAUUUUAGCAUGUAUGCUAACCUUCUCUGCCUGAACAGAGGAUAACCAAUUCUUCCCUGCCUAAAACAGAGGGUAACACAAUAUUAGCACGUUAUGCUAAAUCUUCCCUGCCUGAAAACAGAGGGUAAUCUUCAUCUCUAAAAGUACAUUUUUAGAGGAUAAUUUAGUUAACCAAACCCUACAGCUGUCUGUUAACUCUUCUCUGACGGCGCAGAGGAUAAACAAAUUUGUACUGGUCUUAAAGGUUCUUUUGGAUUAGAGACAGCACUCACCACAACCUUGGUUGAGAGAAAAAUUCAGUCUGGAAAUCUUUGUUCAGCUAGAAGUUUUCGCUGGAUUCCAAAAGAUGCAGUCUGGAAGCAGAUCUUUGUUUGAGCUUGAAGUUUUCAAUCUGGAUUCAGGUGAGGAAGCUGGAACUCUAUCCGGGUCACGGCACCAUCUGUUGUGAACUUUUAUCUUCUACGAAGCAGAGACCAGGAGACGUUGGGAUAUCUUUCAUCCAGAAGUUACUCUUUAUUGAGAACUCGCUGCGCGUCGCUGUAGUCAUCCAAGUCUAACUAAAGCAGUGAUACAUUGUAGUUUUAAAUACAUUUUAGGGGGCAGUGCUUAGGAAUGGAGACCAAGCACCUGGGUGACAACUUUAAACAAAGCAUGCAAAUGAGAAAGACAGACCCAAUCAACAACACUCGAUUGCAUUGAUAAUCCAAUCAGUCUAACGAUUCAUGUCUGGGCCAGGGGGCUCCGAAAGCCAUUUGCAGAACAAAAGAUUCGAGUCUGGCUCAUUUGGCUCAUUUCACUUACAAUAGGAGAACAGGAACUGGCAGGGACCUCUUGCAUCUGAUGUAGUGAUCUGACUCAUGUCACCAUUUUUCACCUUAAAUGCUAAAUACAAGCUCUGAUCGAUUGCAGUCACUGAUCAACAGUCACAUAAUUAUGGAUCAAGAUACAGACGAUGAUUUCAUGGACACCUCUCCAGAACCAUAUGGAGAUUCAGAUUGUGUCAAUCCCCCGGUCACAAGUAAAUAUACAGAUGACGCCAUGGACAAUAAUCAUGUAACAAAUCAAGAUCCAGAUACCGUCAUGGGCAAACCUCCAGUGAAACAUGAUGAAAAACAUACAGAAAACCUAAACAAAGACAAUUAUCGCCCAGUUGAGACCGAUUCAACCGCAAAAGCAGAAUUUAAGAUGCAACUAACUUCCACUGAAGAAGUUGGAGAAUACAAGGACAAUGUGGAGCCAGUGGAAGAAGGGUGUAACCCAAAACCUGAUGAUGCAGAAACAGAAGCAAGCAUCAUUGACACUAAUGACCUGCCUUUGAGAAUGGCCCAAACUGACAAAGGAGACAAACAAAAGCUUGAUGCAGGGCAAUUCCUUGAGAAGAUUCUUCCUGAAGGCAAAUACCAAAUACAAAGCACUGUAGAUUUCCUCAAGCCAGUUAAACAAUCACAGUCCCAAGAGUCUUGUGGAGAGGAAGAGGUGGCUUCAGUUUUUCUACAAAAAUUGAUGAUGAUGGACUACAAAGCAAGAUGCCUGCAGAUUAUAGAGAAUAAUGAACAACAUCAAACACAACAAAGGAACUACGACUCAUCUGAAGAUGAUGGUGAUGCCUUUCUUAAUAUUUAUGGAGAAACUGCUAAACCCGCUGAUGAAACAGAUGCAGUCCACCUAAUGGAUGUUCAGAUGGCUGUGUUUCAUUGUGCUGAUAGUUUCCUAAAGCAGCUCAUGGUGACUAAACUCUCACAGUGUCAGUAUGCUCUGCCUCUGCUUGUACCUAAUCCAUCCACACAACAGAUUGAGUUCCCACUGUGGACAUUUCAACAAAUCAAAAAGACAUGGAAGACAAUUGAUCAUAGAGGUAACAUAUCUAGCAAAUGUCAGCCCGUCUACAAAGCAGAAACUCCAAUGGUGGCUUUCUUUAGGUUUGGUCCUGCAUCCUCAUCCAAGUCUCAACUGAUGAACAGCCUGAUCAAUGAGAAACACAACACAUUCUUCCACAGGAACUGCCCAGGCAGCAGCAGAACCAGAGUAUUGAUGGAUGGAGUGGUGGAGAUCGCCUGGUACUGUCCAUCUGGAGAGAAAACAGACAGAUUUGCUGAUUGUGUUGCAUUCUGUAACCUCCGUGGUGAUGCAGGAGCCCAUGAAACACAGCUGGAUAUAAUAUCUAAGAUGGCUUCUGUAAAUGUUGCUGUUUUACCACAGCUUAACAGGAAUGACAAAAGUAUGACCAGGAUCCAAAACUUCUACAAGGGCUCGAAGCCACUCAUCUGCCUUCGUACUGAUAGUGAUUCAGCUUUGGCAGAAAUGCGGGAAGGGAAAUACAAAAUCGGUUUGAAAGGCAGAAAUUAGUCAGUAAUAUUUGAAGAAAUCCGAAGAGCUAUAAAUAAUGGGCUCUUGUCUACUGAAUCAAGUUCCUUCUUUAAGCUUGAAGAUGUGUCCAAAUACAACGAUAUCAGAGUGGAUGAGGUCGAAGAUGAUGACUGCAGGAAAGGAAAAGAGGCAGCACAGCAGAUGAUGAGUCUACUAAAGGAUAAAGAUCUGACUAAAAUCAAAGAAUUAUUCCUGCCAUGUCAGGGAAACCUGUGGCAUCAGUGGUGCAAGAAAAAUAAAGAACUACAUCAACCAACGUUAGGAGAACUACAUAAGGGAAGCAACAUAGAAAAGAACAAAAGUUCUAAGCAAUCAGAAUUGCAGAAAAUCCGUGAACAGCAACAAACAUCAGACCUAAGUCAGUUUAUCAAAAUCUUUAUUCAAAAACUGAAUUCACAGGCAGGAAAAGAGAUGACAUAUUUUCUGAAAUGGCUGGGCAUCCUGCUGGAUGACUACACCAGUGAAUGUCUUUCAGCCCUUCUUCAUGAGUAUGAUGAAAUGUGGUCAAUUGUCUUAAAACUUAAAAAGAAUCCUGAUAAAUCACAGCAAAUGACUGCUGCGCAAGUCGAACUUGAGAGAGUAUCUGCGAAACUGCAAGCUGCAACCUUUGGCUUGGAGCACAUACUGAGAGAGAUCGGUCAGAUAUAUGAAUCAUGUUCAUCCGUGAAGAAAAACAAAAAAGACCUCAAGUUUAACUUCUCCUCUCUUCCAAGUCUUGCGGCAGAGAUGAUGAUCUCUGGAUUUCCACUGGAGCUGAUGGAUGGAGAUGCUGCCCAUGUUCCUCUGAUCUGGGUUACUGCUGUUCUUGAUGCACUCAUCCAGAAACUGGGAGACAAGAGAGUCUAUGUGUUGUCAGUUUUAGGGAUUCAGAGCUCUGGGAAAUCCACCAUGCUGAAUGCCAUGUUUGGGCUGCAGUUUGCCGUCAGUGCUGGCAGGUGCACCAGAGGAGCUUUCAUGCAGCUGGUCAGAGUGUCGAAGGAGAUGAAAGCACAGCUGAAGUUUGACUACAUUCUAGUUGUUGAUACUGAAGGACUUCGUGCUCUAGAACUGGCCGGAAGGUCAACAAGAAAUCAUGACAAUGAAAUGGCCACAUUUGUUGUUGGUCUUGGAAACAUGACAUUGAUCAACAUCUUUGGAGAAAACACAGCUGAGAUGCAGGACAUUCUUCAGAUUGUUGUUCAGGCCUUUAUGAGGAUGAAGAAGAUCAAACUGAAUCCAAGCUGCAUGUUUGUGCAUCAGAAUGUUUCAGAUGUUACAGCUGGAGAGAAAAACAUGGAGGGAAGGAGACGACUGCAGGAGAAACUGGAUGAUAUGACAAAACUCGCUGCUAAAGAGGAAGACUGUGAUACAGAGUUUUUCAGUGAUGUCAUUGCAUUUGACAUUCAGAAGGAUGUGAAGUAUUUUGCUCAGCUCUGGGAAGGCAGCCCACCAAUGGCACCACCGAACCCUGACUACAGCAGAAAUAUUCAGGAGCUGAAGGACACCAUUCUCUCAAAAGCUUCCAAAUCUAACGGUAUUACGCUGUCUCAGUUCAGAAUGCGUAUUAAUGAUCUGUGGAAUGCACUUCUGAAUGAAAACUUUGUGUUCAGCUUCAAAAACACACUUGAGAUUGCAGUAUACAGAAAACUGGAAACUAUGUAUAGUGAUUGGACGUGGAGCCUCAGAAGUGCCAUGAUGACCAUUGAAGACAAAUUCUACAACAGAAUUGCUAAUGGAAUCAUUAAGGUUCAGGAAAAUGACUUGUUGACUGAAAUGAGAAAGACAAAAGAGCAGGUAGAAAAAUCAAUGAUGUCCUACUUUGAGGAGGACAAAGACAAAGACAUUCUGUGUCAGUGGCGAGGAAGAUUUGAAACCAGAAUCAAAGAUCUUCAUGAUGACCUUGUGAAGGGAACAAAACGAAAGUUAGAUGAAGCGAUAGAACAGAAAAAAGCCAGAGAGAAGCUAGAUCAAAGAAGGACAGAGUAUGAAAACAAGCUUUUCAGUCGGAGCAAGGAACUAGCUUUGAGCUUGAAAAAUACAGGAACUAAUGAAAAUAUGCUGAACAAGGAGUUUGAAACAAUGUGGAGUAAAUGGGUCACCGAAAUGACCAAAGAUACACCUCCACUGAGAGACAUUAACUUUUGGGAGGAUGUGACACGGAUAUUGUCUGACAACCAUGAACUGUCUCUUGUAGAUGAGCGUAUAAAUCAGAAAGACUAUGAACUGAUAGACCGCCGGAGUGAUUAUUGUGACUACAUGAUACUAAAGAAGCAUCUGGAGCGUUCUGAUGACACUGUAUCAGAGGAAGCUGCCGAGAGCUCUAAGAAAAGUAAGAGUGGGAUUUUGAAGCGGUUUGGUCAAAUAAUUACGUCAGGCAUAGAAUAUUUCAUAGAGAUUCCAAAGCCACAAGAGAACAUGAACCUAAAUGCUGAAUGUCAUUUCUCAAUAAGGGCUAUGAUUCAGAAAAUUAUUUUGGAAACUGAAACAAUAAUGAAGAAGUCACCAGUUGGAACACGAGGUUACAAUGACUGUUUUGUUCGGGAAAUAACAGACUGUGUAAAAAAGUCAGUACAGAAUCAAUCCACAAGCCAAAAAUACACAUUGAAAAAGGAGUUUACCAUAGAUCUCAGUCUCCAUGUGUGUGACAUUGCAAGAUGUAGAUUUACUGAACUCCACAAAAAAUUCAGAGAAGCAAAUGACCCAAGAAUUUAUCUUCAGAAACAGAAAACUCAAUAUUGGAGCAUCUUCGAGAAAUACUACAGAGGAGCAACAACAACAACCAUACUGAGUGAAUUCAUCUGCAGCAAACUUGAGCAAUCCAUCCUACAAGCUGUUUACAACAAAACUGCUAUUGAUUUAGCCACACAGAUGAGGUCCGACAUAAAAUCAUUACGUGAAAACAGACCAAAUCUGGAGAAACACAUUCUAAGAUCCCUUGCAGAAAAGGAGGAUUUUUGGCAGUACAUAGAAUACAUUCAUAAUCCAGGAAGACACUUUAAACAAUUCAUAAAGAAUGAAGUGAAAAGCUACUUCACCAAACAAAACAAAAUGAUUCUAAACAUUUUCAAAGGAAAUCUAAAACAAAAAGAGCAGAUUAUAAGUAAUGCCGUGAAAGCAGCUACAGUGGAGGCCAAGACCUAUAGUGGAGACGGCAACAUGUGGUUCAGAUGCUUCACCAUAGCCCUGACAGAUGAACUGACAGAGAAUUCAUGUGGCAACCUUAGUGAAAUUAAAGACUUGGAUUUUCUUGAGAAUGUUUUAAGUGACAGUCUGAAGGAUAGGAUGACAAUGCUACAGGACAGUUUUACAAGCAUUGAUAACAUAAAAAUGGAAAACUGCAGGAAAAGACCAGAUGAGAUUUUGAUUGAGCACUUCUGUCAGUGUUGCUGGGUUCAGUGUCCUUUCUGUAAAGCCAUCUGCACCAACACAGUGGAAGGCCAUCCUGGAGAUCACUGCAUUCCUUUCCACCGCAAUAUUGGACUGAAUGGAUGGUUUUACAGAGGAACAACAAAUUUGUCUAUUGAAAUCUGUACAACAGCAGUAGCGAGUGAUCAGUCCUUUUACCCAAAUUCCUCAUUUUAUAGUGUCCCUUGGAAAGAAUACAGAAAAGGAGGUCAUGAAUAUGCUAAGUGGAGCAUCACCCCCGACCACUCUGAGCUGCCGUACUGGAAGUGGUUUGUGUGCAGAUUCCAGAAAGAUCUGGAAAUGUACUACAGUAAGACAUUCCAAGGAUAUGGAGAGAUUCCAGAUGAAUGGAAAAAGUACACAAUAAAGGAAGCUCUGGAGAGUUUGGAUAAAUACAUGUAAUGGAAAAGUUACAAAUGUUACAAAUGGCACUCUGUCAGCUCCCUGUUUUUAGAUGAUAUAUUGAUAUCUUGUUUCACACAGUAAUGAUUCUGAACAGGUUGAUGCAGCACAUUGUUUUGCGUAGGAGAUUUGUUUCUGGGAAUGUUUAUAUGAAUGCUGUUAUAUUUUGUUGUGAAGGCUGCUGAGCUUUUUAUUUACUGUACAUGUGUUGAUCAGUAGGCUACUAUCAAAAAAAAUUGAGAGACAAACACAUGACUGUUAAAGCUAGAGGGAAAUGUUUAAUUAAUUGUUUUGUUUUACCAGAGAUAAAAACACACAAUGAUUUCCUAAUUGCUAAUCAUUUUAAUAGCUUGAAGGCACUUGUUGCAUAUACAUAUUACAAUAUUUUUUUAUUUGUACUCAUGGUUAUGAUGGUUAUGGCAUAUUGUGAUGUAAAUUCUGAAUAAA
Messenger RNA from Onychostoma macrolepis, 7110 nucleotides. Its product is annotated as interferon-induced very large GTPase 1-like. NCBI's taxonomy places the organism in Eukaryota, Metazoa, Chordata, Actinopteri, Cypriniformes, Cyprinidae. Gene Ontology annotation, molecular function: GTP binding. The record is from RefSeq and is a predicted model, not a curated record. The transcript is spliced from 6 exons.